AUGAAUGGAGACCCCCCGUCGCCAAAUGAGGCGAAAGUACAGGCCUCUGUAACCGAUGAAAAUGCGAAAAUCCCACCCCCAAGUCCGGGAAGACGUUCGGGGGAAGUAAAGAAGCCCGUGACGCAGGUCAAAUGUCCCAGAGUCCCCUCGGUCCCUCGUCCACCGUCCUCGGGGACCCCAAAAGUCUUCGUUCGGCUGAAGCCCUCGCCGAAGGGAGUGAAGCUCAGGAGAGAGCCCCAGCGGUACUGCGUGGUGAGCCCAUCCCUUUUCCUCAACCUGAGUGACGUCGACCAGGACCCGAGCACGAACGUCGAUGUCGUGGAGAAGAGGUUCGUCUUCUCCGAAGCCUUCGGUGACGACGACGACCAGAUGAAGCUGUUCGACCGAGUGGUGGAGCCCCAGAUGCUGGAGUACUUCAACGGAGCUGACUGCACAGUCAUGACGUACGGCACACCCCAAUCAGGAAAGUCUCACACCCUCGUCGGAUCGCCGCGAGACCCCGGACUAAUCCCAAGAACCUUAGAAUACAUUUUCUCCCUGGAGAAGCCCACGCGAGUCCCCAACUACAAACCCAGUGACAGCACCAUCUCCUGCCUGACGCUGAUCGAGAGGUUCGAAGAGCUCGACACUCGAAGGGAAUUCCUCUCGCCCCAGUCCCAGGAGGAGAUGGACCUGUACGCCGACAAGACCCACGUCCCCCAGAAGGGCUGCGAGCUCUGGGUGUCGUUCGCAGAGCUUCGAGACGAGGCGUACUUCGAUCUGCUGUCCCCCAACUACCUCCAGGUCCACUCCCCCCUGAUCCUGGAGACCGAUCUGAAGGGUAAAACGUACAUCAGAGGCCUCACACACCUGUCUGUGGGGUCAGCCCCAGAGGCCUGCGAUGUUCUCGCCUUCGGACGGGACAGGCUCCUCCAGUGGAGUUCAUCGAUGAAGACGACAGCCUCGCAAUCCCACAGCAUCUUCACAGUCACCCUGCUGAGGUACCGAGGGUGGGACGAUGCGGGGUCAGUGCAGACGAGCAGGUUCUCCUUCUGCGACUUGGCAGGCCACACGUCCCCGAAGUUGGACUCGAGCCUCUUGGCCGUCCUCAGGUGCCUGGAGUCCACCAAAGAGCGUCACCCCCCCAAGGCCACCGAGUGCUUCUGCCCCUCGAGCCUGACGAGCCUCUUCUCAGACGCUUUCACCAGGAAAACCCCCCUCUCCGUUAUCCUCACGGUCGACCCCAGCCCCAAAGUCUACAAAGAAACGCACACGAUCCUCCACUGGGCCUCGAGCUUCAGUGAAGUUCACACGAAAAUAAGGAGGCCCUACCCCUCUUCCGAGGCUACCACGACCUUCGGAAAGAUCGCUGAGACUCCCCAGAAGACCGUCGACUGGGAGGACUUGACAGCAGAGAAGCUGAUGGAGCUCUCAGGGCAGUUCCAGAACGAAAUAGAGGAGCUGAAGGCCCGGAACCUCGUGAGCGACGUCCAGGCUCGCCAGAGGAGCGUCAGCAGGUACGCCCUGAUGAUCAAGAGGAUCGAGAACUCGUACAAGAGGAAGUCGGAGGCAGAGUCCCAUUCUGAGAACGUUGAGGGGCUGAAGGCAAUCUCCCAGAGACUUCGGUCGCAGAAGCAGCUGCUGGAGCGAGAGCUCGUCGUCUGCCAGGGGAAGUUGGCGGACGUUCCUCCGGAAUUGUGUGGAGCCGAUGAAUCGAGGAAUCCGCAUGUAACUCUUCUGGACGAGAUCCUCGCGGAGAGAGACGCCAGGGGCAGAAACGAGAACCUCAUCAAGAUGCUGAAGGAGGCGAGGGCGGAGUACUUGAGGGUGACUGGGGACACUAGGGAGAAGGAGAGGAAGAUUGGGGAGAUUGAGAGGAAGACUCUGGCGUUGAGGUUGGAUCGGGACUGUGAGUUGACGAACCAGAAGAUCGUUAAUGAGGCUUUGAGGGAGAAAAUGGGGGUCGUGGUUAUUAUGGAGGGGAGACUGCAGAGGGAUAAGAAGUACUGUAGGAGGUAUCUGGAAGAGAUGAGUCAGAAAUUUGGGGGUGUGAGGGCUCUGUCGGUGGAGGGAAGCCCUGGGGGUGCUGGAGGGAAGGAGGAAUCGAGGGAGUUGGGAGAAAUUGAGGCUUCUUUGGGGUUAAAUACUUCUGCUGCAGACGAAGUCUCUCCUGGGACAGCUCCAGUGGAUUUUCCUCUCCCUGAGGGGAAAGUGGAGUCUCAGACUGAAUCAGGAGAAAUUGAGGAGAUGGAAAAGGAGACACAAUUCGUCGGAGGUUCUUUGGAUGAAAGCGUGAUGAGCAGUUACUCUGAGGGUGGAGUGAUGGGGGCUUCUGAGGAGAGAGGACCUUCCCAUCUUGAAACUUCAGCUGUUGAUGAAAGUGUUCUGGUAAAAAGUAUUGAAAUUCCUGCACCUGAGGGUCCUCCUUCAGACCUCGAUGGUCCUCAACUUCCAACAGGUCAUCUUCAGGUGAAUAAUAAUUCCACGAGCACUUUGACGCCCUUGCAAUCAGAGUUUGUGGAUGAAGAUCCCUCUGCUGGUGGCAGUGAAGAGCUGGGGAUUGAGGCGAACGUCCUCUUGUGUUCACCUUCAGCACCUGCAGUCUCUUCAGUGAGGGAGACUUCUCCAAUUGUGUCUUCAGAGCCCACGAUGCAGGUGACUGAAGCAGAAGUUGUUGAUUCGCUUGAGGCGGCUACUGAUCACGAAGCUUCUAGUCUUGAAAACCAAUUUUUGUGUGAAACUAACGAUCUUCCUCUUCUGGUAGCUGCGAUGACCCUCGCCGAUCACGACUAUGCUGCAAUCCCUCCAGGGGCUCAAUACAUAGUGCCCCCACUUGAUGACAUUUUUAUCAACACUUCGAUCAUUUCGGAAUCACAGAAUGAUGGGGCUUCAGCAGUCGUUGAGAUGAAUUCCAAUGGCAUUAGUGUCGUUGAAGAGCAGAAGGAUGACGUUGAGAAUCAGGAGACUUCACCUUCGAGCUUCCAAGUCCAGUCUCCAGGAAGUCCUCUUGCACCUGGAAUUUUAGGAUCCUCAGAGACUCAAGUGACAGUUUCUGAAUCAAAAAUAAUUGAUUCAAACAAUCCUGAAGCAGUUGUUCAUGAAAAUAGAACUCUUGAACCUCAACAUCAUGUGAUUACUCCCCCGGUGUCUCCAUCCACGAAUCCCCCAGUCCAGAAUGAAGUUCCAACUGUCCUCGAGGAAGAUUCCAAUGUGAUGGAACCUGUGGAUAACUUAUCACAGUUCGUCAUGAGUGAGGAAGACCAGGCGUGUUCGCCUUCGACCUGUGAAGCCCCUUCUUCACGAAUAAUUGAUGAUACAAUCGUCUCUGGGGCGGUGAUAAACCCCGAGUCAUUGAAUGGGACAUCCCCGAAUGCUGAAGGCAUCGAUGCACUGCCCCAGGGCUCAACUGAGCCAGAGGAGGAUUCAACGAGAAGGAGCACUCGAAAGCGUCCUGGAACCCCCGUAAUCCCAUCAUCAGUGAAACAUUCCAAGCAAAAUCCCCCAACACCAUCGAGACGAGGCACUAGGCGUCCAGCAACCCCAAACAUUCCAUCACUCAGAGAGUCUGUAGAGCCAGAAAAGUCAGUGGUAAUUUGUAACAAGUGUGGGGGGACUAUCACAGAUGGACGUCGAUUCCGUUCAAAGAACUGCGGAAAGUGUUCUUCAGUGAAUACACCGAGACGAAGCGCUCGAAGGCGUCCUGGAACCCCGACCAUUGCUACAGAGGAUCAUCUCGAUCCUGAACUCCCGCUGGUGACCUGCGACCACUGCUUCAAGCGAAUCACUGAUAAAUACAGAUUCCACUGCAAGACGUGCAAUGAUGGAAACUUCGAUUUGUGCAAGGCCUGCUAUUCUGAGGUCAGUCAUAAGCAUGAAGUCAAAAUGGUUCCAACUAUUCCUGAGGAAUAUAUUCAAGGACGACUUGCGAUCUGACACCGAGGCACGAUGAGUAUUUUUUUUUUGUUAAAGCUCGAUUCUAUUUUUCUUACAGAUAAGAGAGAGUUUUGAAAAGUUUUCUUUUUUUUUUUUUUUCAAUUUAAUGAGGUAUUUGGUAUGUCGAGGGGUUGGUCAGGACUUCUGCUGUUCACAAAUUGCAAAUGAUUAUUUUUUCUUUUUUUUUUUAAAGAAGAGGCUUGUUGAAAAAAAUUAUUUCAUCUCUUCAAAAAUUUAAUGAGUUAUUGAUAUUAAAAAAACAGAAAGUCUUAGUUUUGUCCUGUGGGAUGACGAGGGGUUUUCAUUUUCUUUCUUCAAAGAAGAGGAAUCAUUGAAAAAAAAUUCAUCUCCGAAAAUUGAGUAAGUCAUUGAUAUUUUAAAAACCAUCGAAAAUCACAGUUGUGCCAAGGAAUCUAUUCUUUCAUUUACUUCGUGUUUUACGAAUAUUAUUACUUAAAUUUUCGAUUAAGGCAUUACACACAAAGUUUAGGAAUUGCAUCUGUCCAAUUUUCUAUUGCUGAGCAAUGGAACGAUUUUCCAGCAUUCGACGAAUGUUAUUUUCUAUGUACUAAGAUACAUAUUUUCUCAUUCAAUUUUGACGACAGUUUGACAAUGUUAUAGUUUAUAUCAAUAUUAUAGUAUCGAUUAUUGCAGUUUUUAU
Diachasma alloeum is the source of this 4573-nucleotide messenger RNA. RefSeq lists its product as uncharacterized. Gene Ontology annotation, molecular function: ATP hydrolysis activity; microtubule motor activity; microtubule binding. The record is from RefSeq and is a predicted model, not a curated record. NCBI's taxonomy places the organism in Eukaryota, Metazoa, Arthropoda, Insecta, Hymenoptera, Braconidae. The coding region runs from base 1 to 3912 and encodes 1303 amino acids. Gene Ontology annotation, cellular component: kinesin complex; nucleus; microtubule. Gene Ontology annotation, biological process: microtubule-based movement. The transcript is spliced from 3 exons.